This is a messenger RNA of Mizuhopecten yessoensis (Yesso scallop), 651 nucleotides long. Its product is annotated as clumping factor B-like. NCBI's taxonomy places the organism in Eukaryota, Metazoa, Mollusca, Bivalvia, Pectinida, Pectinidae. The transcript has 2 exons. Bases 1 to 651 code for a protein of 216 amino acids. The record is from RefSeq and is a predicted model, not a curated record.
AUGAUUAUUCGCCCUCGUGACAAACCGUGGAUAACGAAUGAAACGAAGAAACAGAUAGUUUCACCUGCUGAGAAAAUAGAUGAAGAAACAACCGAUACCGAAACGGAUAAAGAUUCCCCUAAUGAAGAAACUAAUGAAGAAUCAACUGAUGAGGAAACAGAAGACAAGUCAGCUGUUUGUGAAGCAGAUGAAGAUUCAAUCAUUAUAGAAAAUAUCGAAGGUAACAAUGAUGAAGAUGUAGAUGAAAUAUCAACAAUUGAAGAAACAAAGGAAGGAGACACUGAUGCAGAAUCAAAUGCAGCAUUAACAGAUGAGGAAACAGAUGAAGUUGAAAUUGAAGCAGAUACAGAUGAGAAAUUAACAAAUGAAGAAACAGAUGUAGGAGAAAUUGAUGAAGAAACAGAUGCAGUAUCUACAGAUGAGAAAUCAGACGAAGGAGACAUUGAUGAAGAUACAGAUGAAAUAUCAACAAUUGAAGAAACAAAGGAAGGAGACACUGAUGCAGAAUCAAAUGCAGCAUCAACAGAUGAGAAAACAGAUGAAGGUGAAAUUGAAGCUGAUACGGAUGAAAUAUCAACAGAUGAAGAAACAGAUGAAGGAGAAAUUAAAGCUGAUACAGAUGAAAUAUCAACAGAUGAAGGAGCAAUUUAA